This is a messenger RNA of Torulaspora delbrueckii, 840 nucleotides long. It is a transcript of the gene PHB1, whose product is annotated as prohibitin subunit PHB1. Lineage: Eukaryota; Fungi; Ascomycota; Saccharomycetes; Saccharomycetales; Saccharomycetaceae. The record is from RefSeq and is a predicted model, not a curated record. Gene Ontology annotation, biological process: mitochondrion organization. Bases 1 to 840 code for a protein of 279 amino acids. The transcript has a single exon. Gene Ontology annotation, cellular component: membrane; mitochondrion.
AUGUCAAGACUAGUAGAGAACCUUGCCAGAGUGGCUAUCCCACUGGGGAUUGUAGUGAGUGGAGUACAAUAUUCAAUGUACGAUGUGAGAGGUGGUUCUCGCGCAGUUAUAUUCGAUCGUUUGAGUGGUGUUCAGAAACAAGUCGUCGGUGAGGGGACUCAUUUCCUAGUUCCAUGGUUGCAAAAGGCUAUAGUGUAUGAUAUCCGUACCAAACCCAAGGGAAUCGCUACGAACACUGGUACAAAGGAUAUGCAAAUGGUCUCGCUUACAUUGAGAGUCUUGCACAGACCCGAUGUGUUGCAAUUACCCCGUAUAUACCAAAAUUUGGGGUUGGACUACGAUGAGAGAGUUUUGCCUUCUAUUGGGAAUGAAGUCUUGAAAGCUAUUGUGGCUCAAUUUGACGCAGCAGAACUGAUUACACAACGUGAGCUUGUAUCACAGAGAAUCCGUGACGAACUAUCGCACAGAGCUUCAGAAUUCGGUAUUAGACUCGAAGAUGUUUCGAUCACGCACAUGACAUUUGGUCCUGAAUUCACCAAGGCUGUUGAACAGAAACAGAUUGCACAGCAGGACGCCGAAAGGGCCAAAUUCCUAGUUGAAAAGGCAGAACAAGUGCGUAAGGCAUCAGUGAUCCGUGCUGAAGGUGAAGCCGAAUCAGCAGAGUACAUUUCCAAAGCACUUGCCCGUGCAGGAGAUGGUUUGCUACUAAUCCGUAGAUUGGAAGCUUCAAAAGAGAUUGCUCAAACCCUGGCAGCCUCUUCAAACAUCACCUAUCUUCCUGGCAAGGCCCAUGGCAAUACAGAGGGCUCUCAGAAUUCACUUCUACUGAAUAUUCGCUAG